CAGCAUCAUGUGACAUCCGAUGAAAAAGGCGGGAAAUAGAGACAACUUGAAGGCCCAGGGAGCUUCGACUGGUUGAGUACAAAGCAGAACCCCGUGUCGCCUUGGACUUCAUUUGCUUGAGUCCCUGCCAAGGUGAAGUUGACACAUCUAUUUCAAUUUUUAACUUUUUCUCUCGUGCGAGCUACCAUGGAGUCCGAUCAGGUGAACCGGUCUUUCGCAGCAACGGUUGACUUGGCUGUGCUUUCCGUGGAAGAGCUGAAGGAACUGGCGAAAGGCAUAUCAGGGUACAGGGGGUUGAAACGCCCCCAGCUGGUGGCAUUGCUGAGAAGAAAUGGUGUCGUCGAUGCAUAUCCAUCAGAUGCAGAUCUGCGGCAGGUGGACAUCGUCAUAGCCGAUAUUGCGCACAACGUCACGACGUGUAACAUCGACCAGGUGUUCAAAUCAGUUUACCAACUGGAGGGCUUGGCCUUGAGGCUGGAGUGCCCCGCGGAGAUGAUUGCCGACAUGAAGGGCGCAGAACGCGGUCAAUGCUACGCUGAUACCAUCUACAAAAUGCUGAAGAACUACAAAAGAAAAUGCGCCGAGCGCAGAGACAGCGAAAUCGGCCAGAAAAUGGUCAGUCUGCUAGUGGACAAUGGUUAUAGAGCGCUAGUGGCUGGGGGCGAUGUGUCUCCUGUGCCUGUGGCAGCUUUCUGCCAGUAUCAAGGUAUCGUGGGAGCUGAGCUCACAGUUGCUAAGCCCGCUACAACGCCUAAGGAGGACAGUGGCUUCGGCAGCGAAGGCAGUGUAUGCGGCGGCCGGCGCGGCUCCAUGGUGUCACCGGAGAGUGGAAUAUGCCUAAGGACGCCUGCAAUAUGCCAGGAGAGCUCGCCCAAUGGCCACGACGCCACAGGGCCGGAGCGUUACAUUACCUCCCCCAAUCACUCUGCCAUUCCAGAAAGUCGUCAUGAAGAGGAGGAUGGCGAGCCGAUGUACGAAUCAUCCUAUACGUAUAUUGUGCACCAGGUGACACCUGGGCAGAAGUAGGUCUCAACACUAUGCGUCUUUGAUAAGCCGGGACUUGACUACCUGUCCGAUAAUUUUGCCGGAGCCAUGCGUUCUUCCC
Messenger RNA from Sycon ciliatum, 1105 nucleotides. RefSeq lists its product as uncharacterized. The transcript is spliced from 3 exons. The coding region runs from base 187 to 1026 and encodes 279 amino acids. NCBI's taxonomy places the organism in Eukaryota, Metazoa, Porifera, Calcarea, Leucosolenida, Sycettidae. The record is from RefSeq and is a predicted model, not a curated record.